GUCCAUAUGCUGUUGUCAAAUGCACCUCCUAAACUCGCCCAUAACCAUGGUUGGAAUACAGAAUCGUAGAAUCAGAGCGUUCAAAGGAACCUUGAGGAUCCAACCCCCUGCAACGCAUGAAUAUGCAGUUGUUCCUUAUGGGGAUUGAACCUGCAACCUUGGUGCCAUCAGCACCACGCCCCAAUCAACCUUGCUACCAGAGGCAAGUGCUGCUGUAGCUAGCCACUUAGCAAAGAAACAUUAUGUUGAUAUGCUUGUAACACCCUUGUUUUUUCAGUGUUCUAUUAACAUUCUCUCCCUUUUACAGAGCAGUGUAAGGAUUGUGUGGGUGUUGCCUUUCCCUCUCCAUAUUUGUGCUUGGCUUGAGAGCUGAGGGGUGAUCCAUUCACUUGGCUUUCUACUGUGUGCAUUAUGUGCAAUGGUCAGCACCGAGUGCCUGCCUGAAGUGUGCAAACAGGUUUUAAAUAUUAAUAUAAUCUCCAGAGAAGCUGAGCUUCCAGAGCGAUCCUAACCAUGUCUACUCAGAAGAAAUUCCUGUUGAAAUCCAUGGGGUUAGGAUUCCAGCCACAGCCUGUGCCAAUAAAAACAACAACAAAAAGACAACCAAGGUGAGCCUUUUGGUACGUCAAAGACGCACUAACUUAUUGUGACAAUCUCUUCAGAUUUAUAAGGUGAUCUGCAGUUGGCAGACCUACGUUUUGGGAUCCCUGAAGCUUGCAGUGUCUUGAGGGCCCCUUCGCCACUAGCAACAAGUUCUGGGUAACCACUGUUCUCUUCCUCCAUGGGGUUGUUCCAUGACAGAUCCCUACACCUUUACAACAUCUGUGCUACUGACUCUCAAAUGUUCAGAUUGUUGAAAUAUAUUAAUCAUCAUCAUCAUCAGUUUGUGUCAUACGGCUCAGAUUGGGUCUACUAGACCCAAAAUUGUUAAGCAACGUGGACUAAAAUCACUUCUGGGGCCCCUCUGGGAUUAGGGGCCUCCUGAAGUUUAAGCUUCAUUCAUUUCAUACUAGAUUCGUCCCAGGUUAUGUGUGUGAUUUGUGUGUGCAAACAUAUGCAACACACACACAUAUACCAUAGCUGUCAACUUUUCCCUUUUCUUGCGAGGAAUCCUAUUCGGAAUAAGGGAAUUUCCCUUAAAAAAAGGGAAACGUUGACAGCUAUGACAUAUACAGUACAUUUAUCUACAUACAUGACCAUAGAGGACGGGAAAGUUAAGCUACUAGAGUCAAAUGGUCGUGAUAUACAUGGUGUUUCCAUGCAAAGCUCAAUUAUUCACAAUAUAAUCAGACAACUGAUAACAUCAGAACAGUAGCGCGCUGGUUUUCUGCAGGAAAAAAGACGAGAUAGCACGUUUUUUAAGGCGUUACAAGACUCUUCGUUAUUCACAAUAAGGUUGAUGGGUGAUAUAAGACGGUCUCGUUCUGCUAUGCUAACUAUAUAACUGUAUAACUAUUGUUGGAGGAGAGGGGGUUGAACAUUCCUGGCUGAAGCUGCUGGAGAGUUGCUACUUGAGGGCGCGAGAGCCCGCUUUUCGUUGCAGCAAAACCUUGGGACUUCUGACGACCCCUUUGCCGUCUCCGGCGUAAGCCAAUAGAAGCUCACUCCGGCGUCCGCUCCUCUCCAUAAAAGCGAACCUCCAGCCAAUCAAGUGCCAACACAAGAUGUUGACGCGCGAACCUUCCCAUCGCCGGCGGCGCUCAAGAGCUGCCCUUCCGAUUCACAGGGAGGAGAAGGAGGAGGAGGAACGCGUAACACCGCAUUUCCGGCUCCCGUUGGAAUGGAGGAGAAAUUCCUGCAUGCGGGCUCAGAGCCCAGCGUGCGGGUCUGCAAAACUGGCGCCUGAGACGUGCGCUAAGACAGCCCAACCUGGGCGGAUACCCCCCGCUCCUUCCCUCUAAAAGAGCUGCCAGUUACUCGUGUCCUGAUCAAAGUAUCAUGGGCAGCAGCACACAGAAAAAGAGAGGGGACGGUACUAUAUGGAUGAGUACUAUCACAAAAGUAUUGAUUCUGCUACCCCAGGAUUUGGUAUUCUGUCCUCGUUUUGUUUGGAAAGAGGAUCUGAUGCUAUUUAAACAACAACAACAACAACCAGCAAAUGAAAAGGAGCUUCAUUUUCUCUUGUUUUGCUUGCCUUUGGUAAUCCUCACAGAACUCUAGCCCAAUGGUUGCCAUUAAUUUGAUUUGAACUGAUUUUAUAAUGAGUUGAUUUUAGAAUGCUGUAUUAUUUUACUGUUGUUAGCCGCUCUGAGCCCAGCUUCGGCUGGGGAGGGCGGGAUAUAAAUAAAAAUUUAUUAUUAUUAUUAUUGCCUUAAAAACAACCCAUAGGUAGAUCAUGGGCGCGAGGAAGCAGCUUCCACCCCACCCUCCAUGGACCACAAGUUUGGCAGCUUUCGAGAGUGGUUUUCUGCAUUUGUAGAACCAGAUAUACAAGACAAAGUGAAAGGCCGCUGUUUUGACGUGUCCUCGGUGAGAAGCUGGCCUCCCCAGACCCCUUUUUGCCCCUUUCCAAAAACCCGGAACGCUUGAACAGCUUCACGCUCGGUCGGUGGAGCAUCUUCAUUUCAGGGUGGUGGGUUCGAGCCCUAUGUUGGGCACAGAUUCCUGCAUUGCAGUGGGUCGGACCAGAUGGCCCCUCGGGGUCCCUUCCAACUCUGUAAUUCUAUGCGAGGCGUGUUUGUGUGUGUGUCAAUCGAAGCACCUCCCCACCCCCAGACCCACUCCUUUCCCCCCCAAGGUAACCCAUGGGAGCCCUCUUCCUCCCCAGCCAGAGCCUGCGCAUCCAGCGCUGCGUCCAGCUCCGAAGAUGCGCCGUCCCGUCCACGGGAGCUCGCGCCGUAAUAAAAGCAUCGCGCUUUUCCAGAUGCCGCCGGAGCGAAGGCUAGGGGAGGGAUGGUUUGGGUUCUUUUUUUCCCCUUGCGGCAACGAAUUAGUAGGGCGAGGAGGACCCGCCCGGGAAGGCCCAGCCUUCCCUUCCUCAGGCGCCUCCCCUGGACGCUGCUGCAGUCGCGUUAGCAACCAGGGCCGCUGCUUCCGGCAGCCAUGGAUCCUUCCUUGCUGCAGGUUUGUCAGAGGCGCUUCGGCUCGUCCCUCCCCUCCGACCCGCGAGCGAAAUUUCCCGUUCUUUCCUCCCGCGCCCGCGCCCCUCUCCUCUCGGGAAACGCGCCCCUCUCGGCGGCUUCUGCGCUCCUCCUUUUCUCCCCCCGACGUUUUGGAAAGCUCCCAGCUCUCGCGUAACAAAGCAAGCAAGAGAUGGGAGGGGGGGAGGCAGCGAACCUUUCCAUCUUCUCCCUCCUAGCUUUCUUUUUCUCUCCUUUUGGAAGUAAGACAAAAUGAACCGAAACACCCAUCACCACAGAAUGUUGUUGUUUAGUCGUGUCUGGCUCUUCGUGACCCCAUUGGAUCAGAGCACGCCAGGCACUCCUGUCUUCCACUGCCUCCCGCAGUUUGGUCAAACUCAUGCUGGUAGCUUGGAGAACACUGUCCAACCAUCUCGUCCUCUGUCGUCCCCUUCUCCUUGUGCCCUCCAUCUUUCCCAGCAUCAGGGUCUUUUCCAGGAGUCUUCUCUUCUCAUGAGGUGGCCAAAGUAUUGGAGCCUCAGCUUCAGGAGCUGUCCUUCCAGUGAGAACUCAGGGCUGAUUUCCUUAAGAAUGGAUAAGUUUGAUCUUCUUGCAGUCCAUGGGACUCAAGAGUCUCCUCCAGCACCAUAAUUCAAAAGGAUCAAUUCUUCAGCGAUCAGCCUUCUUUAUAGUCCAGGUCUCACUUCCAUGCAUUACUACUGGGAAAACCAUAGCUUUAACUAUAUGGACCUUUGUUGGCAAGGUGAUGUCUCUGCUUUUUAAGAUGCAGUCUAGGUUUGUCAUUGCUUUUCUCCCAAGAAGCAGGCGUCUUUUAACCACAGAAUAGAAUUAUUGAAAUGAGCCCGACGGCCAUCUAGUUCAGCCCCCUUUUCAAUGCAGGGAUCUUUCACGAAUCGUGGGACUUGAACCCUUGACUCUCAGAUUAAGAGUCUGAUGACUGGCUGAGCUACAAAUGCCAGUGUUUCUGAGCUGAGCAUCGGGCGUCUGAGCCUCCUUCACAUGUUUACAUGUGUUUUUAAAUGUCAGCACACACGUAUUUGGGAGGACUGCUUCAUAUUAUACUUUCUGCAGGAAGCAUGGAGAAGGGUGUUUGUGUGUCUUCUCCUGUGAACGUACAAAGUUUCUGCCACUGUCUUUAAACAUCUGUGUGCAUCUGCACUUGGGAAACAUGAAGGGACAGUGUGUUUUUACUCCUGCAUUGCAGGGGGUUGGACUAGAUGACCCUUGGAACCCCUUUCAACUCUACCAUUCAGUGUUUCUGUGAAGUAAACAAGCAUGAGGGAGCAGCAGCAAACUUAGACUUUUUUCCCGUUACAUAGAUUACAAGGCAGCAAAUUGUGAGUUUGUCACCGUGUGUGUACUCAAAAGGCAGCUGCUGCCAUUCCCAUCUCCCUGAUGAGUGUAUAUAUGUUACGUAUGUUUGCCAGUACAGUGGUACCUCUGGUUAAGUAUUUAAUUCAUUCUGGAGGUCCGUUCUUAACCUGAAACUGUUCUUAACCUGAAGCACCACUUUAGCUAAUGGGGCCUCCUGCUGCCACUGCGCUGCCACUGCACGAUUUCUGUUCUCAUUCUGAAGCAAAGUUCUUAACCUGAGGUACUAUUUCUGGGUUAGCGGAGUCUGUAACCUGAAGCAUAUGUAACCUGAAGCGUAUGUAACCCGAGGUACCACUGUACCAACUUACCAUAUUGACACUCUGCAAUUUUAGGCACACACUUGAAACUUCUCAGGAACAGGAUUUGGCCCACUCUUAGAAGAGUUCUGCAGGACUAUACAAAGUCACGACUGGAGGCGGCACAAUGGCAACAACUGCAGAAAGAGAGAGUUGCAUAUUUAUUUUUAUCCCACCAUUUAGCAAAAUAAAUAAAGCUCCUAGAGUAAGCUUGCAAAUCACACUAACUUCUCAUUUCAUCUCAACCGUAUGGCGCUGGAAGUAGCUCUCCUAACUCAGUGGUUUCAGUUUUAUUAGUAUUUACACCUGUGUGAUUGUAUCCAUCAUUUCCUUGCAGACGCUCAUUAAUUACUAUUGCCAAGAAGGCUACUUUCGUCAUAUUCAGACACUUGCCAGCGAAGGCCUCAAGUUGUUUGGCAAUGACCCAAUCUUCGUUUUUUACCGCAUUUACGGCAGGCUGAUGGAAGGUAAGGCUUUUGACUCAAUAUCUUUCGGAACGUUAAACCCCGCUGAUUUUGGCAGGUUUACUCAGAGCACGACAGAGUAUGCUGGAUACCACCCAAUGUAAAGAUAUGCAGAGAGAUGCUUUAGCUAUAUCGAUAAUUCUGUAGUCGGCAGUGGGGACCUCCUGGCAGAGGCAUCGCUGCCGCUGAAUGGGAAGACGAGUGGGUUGAUACUAUGCAAACACACUUGUAGAACAUUCCUUGCCCAUGCCUCCCUCCCAGUAAACAGCAGCACCUCCAUUGUUGGGAGGUCAGGUAAGCACCCUCCACCACACUGCAAGAAUAUUAGAGUACUUAAUAACUGAGAAGUGCAGACUAGGGGGAACGGAAGCCCUGUAUAGGGAAGCCUUUCAAUGUGUAAUGUUUUAUUGUGUUUUUAUAUCUGUUGGAAGCCACCCAGAGUGGCUGGGGCAACCCAGUCAAAUGGGCAGGUUACAGAUAAGGAAAUUAUUAUUUAUAAGGAGGAGCAUCUGCUUUGCUUGCAGAAGGUCUGAGGUUCAGUCCCCAGGCAUCUCCUAGCAGAGCUGGGAGUGCUAUCUGUCAGAAAUCCUGGAGGAUGACUGGCAUGUCAGCUAGGUGGACCAGUGGUCUGGCUUUUGGUACAAGGCAGCUUCCUGUUUUCCUCUGCUUGAUGAAGCACAUAUUCCAUGGCACCAGAAAAUGCAACUUAACCUUCUUGAAUUUGAUUCCUUAGGGCACAUUCAGGAGGCUCUUCUCGACCUCGAAACUCUUAAAAACAAGCAGGACGUAUCCCUUUGCACAAUGAUGGCAAUGAUCUAUGCCCAUAAAAAGAGCCCAAAUCCAGGUACAGUUUGAACUAUCUCUACAACGAAUAAAGCCAUGUGGACUUAACGGUCCUGAAUGAGGGACCAGGGGCGCAGCCUGGGAGUCAUUCUGGACUCACAGCUGUCCAUGGAGGCGCAGGUCAAUUCUGUGUCCAGGGCAGCUGUUUACCAGCUCCAUCUGGUACACAGGCUGAGACCCUAUCUGCCCGCGGACUCUCUCGUCAGAGUGGUGCAUGCUCUAGUUAUCUCUCGCUUGGACUACUGCAAUGCGCUCUAUGUGGGGCUACCUUUGAAGGUGACCCGGAAACUACAACUAAUCCAGAAUGCAGCAGCUAGACUGGUGACUGAGAGCGGCUGCCGAGACCACUUAACACUGGCCCUGAAAGACCUACAUUGGCUCCCAGUACGUUUCCGGGCACAAUUCAAAGUGUUGGUGCUGACCUUUAAAGCCCUAAAUGGCCUUGGCCCAGUAUACCUGAAGGAGCGUCUCCAUCCCCAUUGUUUUGCCCAGACACUGAGGUCCAGUGCCGAGGGCCUUCUGGCGGUUCCCUCACUGAGAGAAGCGAAGUUACAGGGAAUCAGGCUGAGGGCCUUCUCGGUAGUGGCACCUGCCCUGUGGAACGCCCUCCCAUCAGAUGUCAAAGAAAUAAACAACUAUUGAACUUUUAGAAGACAUCUGAAAGCAGCCCUGUUUAGGGAACCUUUUAACAUUUGAUGAAUCAUUGUAUUUUAAUAUUCUGCUGGAAGCCGCCCAGAGUGGCUGGGGAAACCCAGCCAGAUGGCAGGGUAUAAAAAGUAUAUUAUUAUUGUUGUUGUUGUUGAUGUUGUUGUUGUUGUUUAUUUAGUGAGUUGUUAACAUUUCCUUUGCUGUCCUGUUUAAUGUGAAAGCACGUGGGGCCUUCAAUAAAAUGUUGCGGCAUAAUCUGCCUAACCGAAGUGCACCUGCUCAGAGUGCCUCUUCCAGAAAGCCAUUGCAAACACCCCCCAUUCAUUCCCUGCCUCCCCAUUUAAAAUUGCACGCACGCAAUUCUGGUUCUGAAUUUGAACCAGAAAUACCUUAGCUAGAGGAAUCAUCCAUUUUUCAAGUUUAACAGCAGGAGGAUCCAAAGCGGCCUUCCUAAUAUUUUUACUGUUAAACCAUGGCGGUAGGGAGUUUGUCCCUGUUGCAUGACAUCUUGCCAUAUAUCUGUAGCAUGUACCGAAGACAGUAGGCCGAAUCAGGCUGUUUCCACACACCCACUGUUAUGGUUUAAAUAACCACCACUUUACUGAUUUUCUUCAGAUCGAGAAGCCAUUGUGGAGCUGGAUGCCAAGCUGAAGGAGCAACGCAAAGUAGCAGGGCAGCAGGCAUUGUAUUUUGCAGGCUUGUUCUUGUGGCAUAUUGGGCGCCACGAGAAAGCCCGGGAAUACGUUGACAGGAUGAUCAAGAUCUCGAAUGGCAGCACAGAGGUAAGCCGCUUCCCAUAGUCACACUUGGUAUCUCUGCUUGCUAUAGAACGAGACUUGCUAGCCCUCAGCUAUGUUGAGUCAUCCUGUAGAUCAUAGCCUGUUAUUACUGCUUCAUUUAACGCUCAAGGAAUAUUUUGGCGGAAUCAGUACUGUUAAAAACUAGCCUGAUGGUUUCUCUUUAGUUAGCUGUUAAGCGUGUCUGGUUCAUUAACCGAAAUGAGUCACUAGCCAAUAGCGUUGUUUGAGGCAGCUAAGCCAUCUAAUGGGUCUGAAUCACAGAUGUUCCCAAUGCUUGGGGUUUUCUUUGAGCUGCUGACACAGAAACGCCAUGUGCUGUGCAUAAACGUGGGUGUUUUCCUGUCAAGUUUAAAUUGCAAAAAUCGUGAAUUUUGUUUUGAAUGCUUUCUCACCAGCCAGUUGCAUACUAACAGCAUGAAACAUUAGGAGAAUGAUUGGAGUCAAAUAGAUUAUAUGACGGCCUUAGACUCUGGAGUGUUUUAAGGCUUCUUGGCUCACAAAUGUUUUCCUCUAACCCUCUCUUCAACAUUAGAACCUCUCAGCCAAGGCAAGAGGCUUCAUCCUUCACACGGUAUAAAGACGUUACCUUGGAACUGGCAGAAGCAGAGUUUUAAAUGAUUCUGCAGUUAGCGUUUUCCGUUUCUCUUAGUAUGGAUGUGAAGUAGCAGCAUUGUAACAGAGGCUGUACUAUGGCCGCUCCAAAAGAUGCAAAUUUGAACAUUAUAAGAGAGUUCCUUGUGUUUCCAUUAUUGGUGCUUUGCAGGGAUCUUGGGUGUGCAGACAUUUGGAUUUUCAGGAUCUUGGCUCACCACGUUUCCUGGGUUCCCCCUUUUAACAUUUCAUCUGGUGCAGUUCAUAUGGUAUACCUAGUGUUUUGAACAGUACAUUUGGAAUUGCUGUUUUGGGUUUGGAAGGUGGUUGUUGAGACUCUAGAUGGCUUUCUCAGUCACGAGUCCCAGCUGGUGAAACAGAGAAAGGGAUCUCUUUCAUGCCAACUUUGCGAGGAUGGAUGUUCUAAAAACCAUUUUUUUCUGAAAGCUUUCUUUAAGAAGCCCGCAUUUUAACAUUUUGCUUUUCUUUGCAGGGAUUGAUUUUGAAAGGGUGGCUUGAUGUCACCUCUGGAAAAGAAGCAAGUAUUAAAAAAGCUGUGAAAUACUUUGAUGAAGGGCUGCAAAAUGGAAAUGAUACCUUUGGCCUGAUGGGUAAAGUAAGUCUGUUAUUAAAACAGAAGCUUUUAAUCCUUGCCUGUUAAUAUAACUGAGAUUGUGGUGUGUGCCAAUGGAUCUCACACAGAUUGCUUUACACCUAGUCUGGGUUGCUCAAUGUGAGUAUCGGAAUAAAAGUUCGGAGUUAGUCCCAGGGAUGGGAACACAGGUCUGAAAAUUUUAGGAAACUGCUCACUAUCUCUUGUCAUUUCAUUAUUUUGAAUGGUACAGGUAAUGUGGUGUUCUCUGCAUUACAUAUGAGAUCAGGGUCCAUCCAUGGUUGCAUAGAAUCAGUCUCCAACUGUUUUUGGAAACUACAAAUCCCAUCAUCCCUAGCUAGCAGGAUCAGUGGUCAGGGAUGAUGGGGAUGGUAGUCCCAAAACAGCUGGAGACCCGCAUUUGGGAAACAUGUGUAUAGAGUUUCUGAAGUAGACUUUGAUGUGUUUGAGACUAGAAUAUUGUUGUUUAGGGAGGGAGCGGUACGUUCCGUAAAACAUCUUUCCUUUCUGCUUGGAAAUGUAGAGGAUUAAGGGAUCUCCUUCGUGUUUCAUUAGGCACAAUAUUUUGAAAUGCGCCAGAAUUACUCAGGAGCUUUGGAGAUGGUGAAUCAAAUAAUAGCCCACGCGCCACAAUUCCUUCCUUCUUUUAUAAAGAAAAUGAAGCUGCAGCUGGCUCUGCAAGAAUGGGAACAGGCAACCGAGACUGCACAGAGGUGGGUUGCUAUUGUUUUGGGAAGGAGGCAGGAGGGCUCCAGUAUCCUGUCAUAGGCCUAAUGCCCCCUCCCAAAGCCCAGGAAGCAUCUGCCCAGCUUAGGGAUGGGGCAUGAUGCUCUCUCUCUCUCUCACACCCACCCACCAAUCACCCUCACAAGCUGGUGCCUCUGGCGCUAAGUCUUCUGCUAUGAAAAUUUCCACCACACACCACUGGUGGCAAGCAGUGCCUUGUUACCUUCUCACUUACCUUCUCUGCUUCUGCAGUGGGUUGUAGAAGCUCUUGGAAGGUGGGGUUCAAUUAUAGUACAGUGGUACCUCGGGUUAAGUACUUAAUUCGUUCCGGAGGUCCGUACUUAACCUGAAACUGUUCUUAACCUGAAACACCACUUUAGCUAAUGGGGCCUCCAGCUGCCGGCGCACUGCUGGAGCACGAUUUCUGUUCUUAUCCUGAAGCAAAGUUCUUAACCUGAAGCACUAUUUUUGGGUUAGCGGAGUCUGUAACCUGAAGCCUAUGUAACCUGAAGCGUAUGUAACCCGAGGUACCACUGUAUGAGUUUUUGCUUGAGAGCAGAAUGGAUUGGUGAGGCCUCUUGGACACUUAAGUGUUCUCUGUUUCAUUGAACGCUGAUAACUUGCCCAGGGAACUCCUUGUUCAUAUGAACGUUGGCCCUCUGUUACGUGAAAACAUAUAAUCAGUCGUGUUAUAAAGAUACAGCUCCUGUCUCAUUUUGUUCUAGGUUGUUGCAGAAAGAUGCUCUUAAUUUGGACGCUUUAAAAAUGGAGGCCAUUCAUUAUUUGUGUAGGGAAGGAAAUAUACCUGAGGUCAGUACAUAAUUUAACAUCCAGGUUUGCUUUAAGUUACUAAUUAUUUAAAUAUACAUAUCCUGAACAAAUGAAGAGCACGGUUUGUUGUUGUUGGCAUUUCUUCACUGUCAAAUAGUAUCUGCUAAUUGGAAAAAUAAUAGCUACUAACAGUGCAAUUCUAUACAUGUCUACUCAGAUGUAGAACUCUGUUGGGAUGCAUCUUUAAAAUCUUAUAUUCCAAACAUAGGAAAUUACAAUUUCAGAAAUAUAACUAUAUUUUAAAGGCUGUACUAGACUUUCUAUUAAUUAACACCCUAUUAAUUCUAUUAAUUAACAGCGUGGCCCAUGGUAAGUACAUUGUAAGAACAUGCUUUUGAAUUAAAAACAAAUCAAGCUUUUGUGGUACGUACAACAAUCUAGAGCAUAAGGAACCAAGUAAACUUAUUAGGAGUUUGUUCUUGAGCAGUAGACCAGACCUGCCAAGGCUGGGGAUGCUGUGGCCAUCCAAAUGUUGCUUGACUCCAACUCCCAUCAUGCCUGACCAUUGGCCACGCUGGCUAGGAAUGAUGGGAGUAGGAGUCCCAGCACCAUCUGAAGGGAUACAGGUUCCCCAUCCUUGUUUUUGUCCUACCACAAACUGAAGCUUAGGGAAGUUUCAGAAACGAAUGUCAUUUUUCUGUGUGGCAAAAGAGGAAGUAAGGGUGCUAUGCCUCAAGAACCACAUGCUGAAAAUCCUUUGGAGACUAGUUGGAUGGUUCAUGGAUCUUUGGUCUAAUUCUUUAUGAGGAGGCAUUUCCCCUCCUUCCAGUUUGCAGUUUUUGGCUUUAUUUCCAGGGUGGAAUGAAACCAAAGAGAAAGAGGUCUAUAAUAAUAAAUUCAGUGUAGUCUUGGAAAGGUUAAUUCUAAAACCACACAAGGAACGCUUAAAAGACGACUCCCGUUCUAGAAAAGUCAAUGGAGAUUGUAGCAAUAAUACAUUUUGACUGCUGAGUCCAGCUUUUUAUAGCUUCAAGACAGAAAACAGUUUUUGUUUUGCAAAACGAGAGAUGGAUAAUUGCUAAAAAAAUAAAUAAAAAAAAUUAAUGUACUUUGCUUAACUUGAGGAAAAUAUCUCUUUAAAAUUCUGUUUGCAGGGCGGCUUUUCCAGUACAUUAUUCCCUGGAAGGUUAUAGCCAUAUAUUAGUUGUAUGUGGUUGCUUCAGAGAAGGAUUCCUUUUGAUUGUGGUAAUUGGAAUGCAGCCAUCCAAAGCUUAGCCUAUGCUGCCCAAUUAAGACAUGUUUACUAGACUGGAUACAAAAUAUUCUUCUGAUGGUAAACAUUUGAUUUCACAAAGGACUUCUGCAAGGCUCUAGUCUAAACUCACGUAUAAAGUACAGUGGUACCUCGGGUUAAGAACUUAAUUCGUUCUGGAGGUCUGUUCUUAACCUGAAACUGUUCUUAACCUGAGGUACCACUUUAGCUGAUGGGGCCUCCCGCUGCUGCCGCGCUGCCACAGUGCGAUUUCUGUUCUCAUCCUGAAGCAAAGUUCUUAACCUGAGGUGCUAUUUCUGGGUUAGCGGAGUCUGUAACCUGAAGCGUCUGUAACCCGAGGGACCACCGUACCGUGAAAGAUGGAGUGUGUGUGCCUCAUUUAGCUCUUAGGCAUUUAUUUAAGAGUAUGUUUUCUUCUCUUGCCAUUAAGUGGAAUGCCAUUAAGUAUGCAUUUGUAUAUUACAGUACUCAGGUUAGCAUACAUUGCACUGCUGCAAUGCUUUCGGAGUGGGUUUGUGUAAAAUGUGGCUGUUGGCAUGAGAACACAUUGCAGCUCCAUAUAAAAUAAUUUUAUGGGGCUCAGCUGUUCAAAACCCACAGAUUUCCCUCCCCAUUUUAUCCCCAUACCAAGACCGGUGUUCAUUUGCCCUUCCUCAGGCUUCCUCAAAGUUGGAAGAUUUGAUUAGUGCGUUGGAUAAGUUGGAACCUCAUAACCCCCAGCUCUUUUGCAAGACGGCGUUGGUGUUCAGCAGAACCGUAAGUGGGCAUUUAUUUUGGAAAGUAACAUCGAAGACAUUGAUUGUGAUCCUUUCGCCAUGAGCUGGUAAUUUUCCCUUCAUUAAAAUGGGAAGCCCCUGUAUAUGUUGGGUUAGGAUUGGUACCUAUCAGGCCUAAAUAACCCUGUACACAGAUGUGUCUGAAUCUUUUUAGUAGGCUCUAGGCUUGUUUAGCUGUGCACCAAAGUGCUCUAAGAGAUGCACGGCUGUUUCUGUUUCAGAAUGGAAGGUUAAGCGUUCACUUGGAAUCUUUCUUUAUAGUAUAUAGUGCAUUUUGAUUAUGAUGGGAAAUGAGCAUUGGUUAAUCUGUUGGUUGUUCCUCCCCACUCCAAAGGCCCCUUGUUUGUUGUGGUGGCUCCCCCCCCCCCCCCGCCCGCCGCAAGGACUUUGUCUGUGGCGGCUGUCUUCUUGUGACAAAUGGAUUGCUUGACUCAUUCACCCUGAGCAAAAAAAUAAAUAAAAUUGAGCCGAGUGGUGGCAUAUAAGUGGAGGUUGUGCUCAUGGCAAAUUCACGAACUGAUGUGUUUUGCCCUGAGCUGGGAGCUGUCAGGGGUUAGAGAGGGAGGAAAGUAGCUGCCAUAAGUUGUGUAAUCAUGUGCACUGGCCGCUUUUCUGAAUUCAGUGGUGCACUGCAGCAUGAGUAGAGCGGAGGAACUGGGUUUUUACUCUGUGCAUUCAAUUGCAGUUAGUAAUGCAAGGGACGUUCUUCAGGUGAUUAUGUAAGUUGGGUUCAUACCGGUGUUUCAUGCCACCCAAACAAACCAUCGCCCUUUCAUACAAAUGUUUGCAAAUUUUUAUUUUGACAUUUAGCGACUGUUUCUAAAGCUUUAAAAAGAAAAUAGUGAAGUGGAGGAUUUUAAAUCUGCUAAAGUGUUCAUGUUGGAAACUGUUCUUGAUUAUAGUGUGGCCGCAACCCACUGAUCCUUCAUCAGACUCAGACUUUGGUGGAACGAGCUUUCAGCUUAGACCCCCACAAUGCAGAUAUCGCUACAGAACUUGGCUACCAGAUGAUUUUGCAGGGGAAAACGAAGGAGGCCUUAAAAUGGUACAAGACUGCCAUGGCUCUUGACGAAACAAGCGUUCCCGCACUAACUGGUAUGGCUUAAAAACAGGUUUGAGUUUUCAAGAGCAUGCAAAGCUGAUUCCUCUCUCCUCCCCGCCCCCCCCCCCGAAUAAUUUUAUCACUGCAAGUAAUCUGGGUGAUUGACUUUUUUAGUGUGAUUUGCAUUCUCAUCAGCUUAUUGCCUCUCCUCGUUUUUGAGCCCCUCUUAUGUUCCUAUAGACUUUGAAGCCUGGUUUAAUGAAAAAGGAAUUCUAAACACCGAAGGCUCUUUGUAGGGCAGAGCUGAAAUGGGAUGACUUUGCAUUACAGGAAUUAUCCGGAGCCAGCUAAUGGAAGGGAAGCUAGACGAUGUAGAGCAGCAGUUGGAGUUCCUGAACGAAAUCCAACAGUCUAUCGGGAAAUCAGCAGUAAGAGAACGAUCCUUUCCAAAAGUGCUUUGAUUCUAACCUCACUGAGGAGGCUAGAAUAUUUAUGUGGGCAGAGAAUUCUUGACAGAGGGCUCCGGUCUUGCUUUUCUGCUCCUUGCAAUGUCCAAUUCUUGGGUUUCAAGGCAAGGAAUCCAAAUGUGUGCAAACGAGGUAAUACAUUUUUGAAGCAUUUUUACUCCCAGAGUGGCUAACAAAGAUCCGUAAUGAGACAGUCCCUGCCCUCAGAUUUGCAAUCUAGAAAACGUGAGUGCCACAAAAGGGGUGGGGGAGCAAACUCUGGCACUAUUUCUUAGUUACAGAGCUCUUAGAUGGAGAGUUAAAAGAGAGGAGGAGCCAACGUUGCUUCAGUUACCCUGCUUCCCAUCUCUCUCAGCUGCAGCCUGAUUGAAUGGCUACUGCUAGGUGACAUUCGAGGAAGGAAGGAUCCUGAUAGAACUGGCCGUCGUAAUCAGUCUACAGUUUCCCUCAAACUCUGUACAAAAGUAAUGUCUAACCUGUUUCCCCUUCGUGUUGCUUUGACCUCUGUUGCUUACCCAAACAGAUGAUGAUGAUAACAAUAAAAAAAUUUAAUACACAUUUUUAUUGGUUUUUAAGCAAAUACAAUAACCAUUAAACACUUAUCCUGCAGUACACUGAAUGGUGUUUGUUUUCUCCAUUAUAUCCGCAAUGAAAGGCCAAACCCUUCCUCCAAAUCCUGCCUUUGCCCUGCUAUCUUUGGACAUAGACUUAAGCUCCACCCUGCACCACAGAGAACUAGUAGGCUUCUUACUGACUGCAGCACGAUGAGCGAUAGCUCAGCAAUGGAAGAACCAGACUGAAAUACCCCUGAGCCUAUGGGAAAAUCAUAUCUGGGAUAUAAUACUUUUUUUUUUUAAUGUCCUUGAUACCAAAGCCUUCGUGCGACUUACAUAAUGGCUGCAUUGAGGGAAGGAAAAGAUAAAUGGAAAACCACUCCCUUCCAAAAACAAAGGGUGUCUUCCUGACUGUCACGGAUUUGGGGAGGCAAUCAGUCACAUACUGGCAAGUUCAAAUUGCUUUUGUGCAACAAACUCCCCUGCCCCAGACCUGGUGACAGUUGACACCUCCUCCUCCUCUUCCUCCUCCUCCUCCUCCUUCUCGUAAAUGAAUCUUAAUGAAUGCUCAGUAAAUAGCCAAUGUCAUCUAGCCUCCCUGCAAACUGUACUAAGAAAUCAGCUCAAGAAACAGGUCGUUUGGAAGUGACCAGAGACUGUGCUCAUCGAGCACAAUCUGCUAACCUGCUGUCUUAAGUUAGAGGUCUUAAUUUAUCGGGGGGGGGGGGGGAGAAUGAUACAAUUAGUUGCUAAGCAACACAGGCAGUUUCUGGAACAAAACUACAAGCCUGUUCAUUCACAAGAGUUCACUGAGUGAAGAAUGUCCAGUGGGUUUUUAUUAUUAUUAAGAACUAGAUACAUGCCAGGAAAUGUGCUGCAAAUCAGGGCAUCUGGGUGCCAGAGGGCAAUUUCUAGUUACCAGUGGUGACCAGUGCUAGGUGAAUCAUGACAGAUUUAAUUAUAGAUUUUCCCAUGUAAUUUUCUAUUUGUUUUGUAGGAAUUAUCUUACUUGCGUGCAGUGUUGGCUAUGAAGAAAAACAAAAGACAAGAGGAAGUUAUUACUUUAUUGAACGAUGUGCUUGAUACUCAUUUUUCCUCAUUGCAAGGCUUACCUCUUGGUGUAGAAUAUUUCGAAAAAUUAAACCCUGACUUUUUGAUAGAGAUUAUUAAGGAGUAUCUUAGCUUUUGCCCAACGCAGGUAAGUAGCUAGGAUUUUUGUCCUCCUAAAACAACCACCAUUUAUUAUUAUGCUUUGUACUCAAAAGAAGGUUUCAGGUUGAAGCAAAGACAAUUAGGAUGAAUCGCCAAGAUUCUGAGCACUGUCCAUUAUAAGGACUGAGCAAUAAUUAAUAGCGGAGUAACUGCUAAAGUAUUUUUGUUUUCCUUGUAAAAAAGUCCAGAACAUUGUCAUGACACAAAUUAGGUGCGCUACGUUGCGUCAUUGGUAGAUGUGGCGAAUAUGUGAAAGAUUCUGGUUGAUCCUGGUCAUCUGCUUAAAGAGCUGAUUGUUUUGUUUUUAAAUCUGGGAUGGGGAAACAAUAAUAAUAGAAACAGUAAUAAUGUUAUUAUUUAUACCCCUCCCAUCAGAACAGGUUGCCCCAGCCACUCUGGACGCUUCCAAUACAUAUAAAAACAUAAUUAAGCAUCAAACGUUAAAAACCUUUCAAUACAGGGCUGCCAUCAGAUGUCUUCUAAAAGUCAAAUAGUUGUUUAUUUCUUUGACAUCUGACGGGAGGGCAUUCCACAGGGCGGGCAUCACUACUGAGAAGGCCCUCUACCUGGGCGCCCGUAACUUCAUUCUCGCUUUGAGGGAACUGCCAGAAGGCCCUCGGAGCUGGACCUCAGUCUCUGAGCUGAACGACAGGAGUGGAGACAUUCCUUUAGGUAGCCCUACAGAUGUUUGUUGGGCCCCACUCCCAUCACCCAUGACCAUUGACUAUGCUGGCUGAGGUUGGUGGAAGUCGAAAUCCAAUAACAUCUGGAAGGACACAGGUUUGCCACAUGUUUUAAGGACUCUUCUUGAGCUUGAGUGAGGAUGACAAAGUAGGUUUGGGGCUUUGCUGUGAGAAGACUUUGAAAUAUUAGUAGAAUCCGACCCCUAACUAUAUCUGUACUAGUUGGGUUCCUCCCUCCCUCCCUCCCUCCCCCUCCAAGUUUUUUCUUCCUGGAAGAGAAAACUGAAGAUUUGUUUCAGUAGGAGUUUACCACCACGUUCAGAACCAACUCUCAUUAUGCCUUUCUGCCCUCUUGUUGGCCUGCAAGAGCUUGCAGGCCUUUCCCCUGAGUCAGGCCAGCAUGCCAGAGGCAGAGUGCUGUGUGGAUUCAUGGAGCUGCCUCAGCACACAUCCUGUGUGGCUGUAAGUCAGCAUUGCCUCAGAAAGCACAGGUGCUUCGUUCUGGAAAAGAUCUAGAAAACUGCCUGUUGAAAAUACACUCAGAAUUUUUACCUCAGCUCAGAUAUACAUUUCAUUGGGAUUUUUUUUUUCUCUUUAAAGAAAAAAACCCUUCCGCUUUCUCGAUGUAAUAUAUCAAAGUACCGUUUGUUUAUCUCAAGCCUGCAGGUCGAGGACAACCUCCUUCCCCGCUUCUCAAGCCUUGUGCGUCCGUCCUUGAAACUGUGGUUAAAACUGUUCCUGGUCUCCUGCAAGCUGCCUAUUUAGUCGCAAAGGUGAAAUAUUUGGCAGGUAAAUCUCUCGAGUUUGAACCAAUGCAAAUAUUACGUCAGUAGCACUUGCAAAAAUAAAUAAAUAAUAAAGCUGCAGUGUGGAGUGCUCUCUGUUAAGGAUUACACACUCCACCCCACAAUAUCAGUUAGUAUGCUUGGUCUGCACUGGGGUGUUUUGCUGUUCCCACCCCAUCCUUAAACAGUUCCCUAGCCUGUUGCUACCUCCCUCAUAUUGUGCUAUUUAGACUAUGUAAAGCAGUGGCACCCGCACCUUGAACCUUGCAAAUAGAAGAAAUUGUUGAAGCAUGUUUUGUAAUUUGAAACUGUACUAUGUGAUUCAUAAAGCACUGUAAUAGCUGAGAUGUAACUUGCAGCUGGUGACUGGUGUGCUCUCUUUCUUACAGCAAGUGAUUUCAUUGCUUCUUUAGUUGUUGGAAUAUUUUUUAAAAAUGUAACCGUUUAAUAAAUAGUGCUGGGACGGAAGGAGGUAUAAUCAGUGGAAACGAACCUGUCUUGCAAAUGCAAUCCUAAGGCAGCUUGUCAGCAUAUUGAAUUUGUUUCUCCCCUUCAUUGUUUUGUUUGCUUAAUCUGAUUAGGUAACACUGAAGCAUCCCAGAGCAUCUUGCAGCACUGCAUAGAACAGAAUCCAUCACACGCAGAUGCCCAUCUCCUUAUGGCUCAAGUGCAUUUGUUGCAAAACAACUUCAAACUCUGUUCUCAGUCUCUGGAACUCUGCCUAAGCUAUAACUUUGAGGUACACUUGAUUGGAAAAUCUAGCCCAGCAUACUGAAGCUCUUUAUUUUACUUCCAUGCUUGAUUGGCAUUUUAAUUUGCUGCCAGUAUUAUUAUUACUUUUUUUGCCCGUGGAUAAAUUGUCAGGACAUCAAUAACCGUCACAUAACAAGGAAACAUAUGCAUUUCGCUAUUUAACAAAGAGCUCUUAGUUGAAAUCGGCAAUAUCAAAAGUCAGUGCAGGGUUUCAGGCUUAGGAGUUGACUCAGCUUCGUGGUUUUUUUUCUGCCUGCUGUACGACAGAAACCCUACUGUGGUUGCAGCCCCAAAACCCUGGCAGUAUAAAUUUGCUAGGCUUUUUCCUUUUACCUUCAUAUUCUUGCAAGCCCCAUGAAUUAACUUUAGACCCCUUUUGGAAACGUUGGGAUUAAGUGAAACAGGAAACUACUGCUAACUGGCUUACUAGUUUGUCUGCUCGUUUUGUGCAGAGGGAGUGCAUAGGCUCAUUCAUCUUAAGACGAAAUGUUACCAUGUGAAUGCAGUCAGAGGUCAUCAAUCCUCUGGCUGGUGAUAGGGCAAAAGUUAAUAGGAAAAAUAAAUAAAUGAUUUAUAAAAGGUAAAGGACCCCUGGAUAGUUAAGUCCAGUCAAAGGCGACCAUGGGGUUGUGGUGCUCAUCUCGCUUUCAGGCCGAGGGAGCUGGUGUUUGUCCACAGACAGCUUUCCGGGUCACAUGACCAGCAUGACUAAACCGCUUCUGGCGCAAUGGAACACUGUGAUGGAAACCAGAGCGCACGGAAACGCCGUUUACCUUCCUGCCGCAGCAGUAGCUAUUUAUUCGCAUUGGCGUGCUUUCGAACUGCUACGCUGGCAGGAGCUGCGACAGAGCAACGGGAGCUCACCAUCCUCUUUAGUGUGAUGUAAUAAGUAGUUCCCGGUUGUGAUCUCAGUGCACACAUAAAUAGCAACCUUGCUGAAAGCUAAGCAGGUUUUCAUUGGAUCAGUGUCUCUAGGAUCUCCCCGUAUCCUCAGCUCCCUGAAGGAAAGGUGGGAUAUAAGUAAAAGAAGGGAAAAAAUAGGAUUUUGAGAUAUUUUGAAUGUUAUGGGCCACUCUUGAGCAAAUGGAGGUAGGAUCAACCUGAGUAGGACGUAGUUGCUUUAAAAGCAGGAGAGAGCCACUCCUGUUGUCCUGUACUAAAGCUUAGUCAUUCUAGAUUACUUUUGUAAAUCGCUCAAAACAAUGUACCGUAUUUUUCGCCCUAUAGGACGCACCGUCCCAUAAGGCGCACCUAGUUUUUUUGGGGGGAAAUAAAGGAAAAAAAAUUUAUUUCCCCCCCAGGCGCGGGGCUGGGGCGGGGGAAGCCCGAGCUUCCCCCGACCCCAGCCCCCAGAACAGGAAACUCUCCGCAAGCCGCGGGAGCCCAGCGCAGGGCUCCCACGCCUUGCGGAGAGCUGUGCGAAGUCUGGGCGCGCUGAGCUCAGCACACCCAGGCUUCGGCAUGCAGGCAACUCUCCGCAAGCCGUGGGAGCCCGGAGAUCUGCGCGAAGCCUGGAGAGCGACCUGGUGCGCACCGACCCCUCUCGCUCUCCAGGCUUCAGCGAAAGCCUGCAUUCGCCCCAUAGGAUGCACACACAUUUCCCCUUCAUUUUUGGAGGGGGAAAAGUGCGUCCUAUGGGGCGAAAAAUACGGUACAUAAUUAUCCCACUAAUAUAAGUAUGAUUUAACAUACUAGAUGGUUAGGGUUUUUUCUUUUCUUCUUGGAAGACUGUAUGGGACAUAGAUGCUGAUUAUGUACUCUUCAUUAGGUCAGAGAGCAUCCUGUGUACCACUUAAUAAAAGCUCGAGCCCAAAUAAAGAUGGGGGAAAUAGCAGAAGCUGUUAAAACUCUGCAGAUGGCAAUGAACUUGCCUGGAAUGAGAGCCGCCGCACUUUCCUCAAAGUCAAAAACAAAGAGGAUUGAAAUUGACGGGAGCGAUCGUGUGUCCGUCUAUCUGGAACUAGUAGAUGCUCAUCGGUUGAAUGGCGAACAGGUAUGACGAGAUUCUGUUUCAUACGUAAAACUGGUACAUAUCCUUUGGAUGUGGUCUGCAAAUUUUGGAUACCUGUUAGCAGAAGUACAGUUUUUAGAGAGUGCUUGCGAUCAUCCUGCUGGCAGUGACAGAUGAUGGGUUGCAUCCAUUUGUGGAAGGAGAGGGGGAAAUGUUUUUUCAGAUUUCCUCCGUACCUCUGUACAUGCUGCUUCCCACGCCUAUUCUGGAGGGUUCCCCAUCUCUUUGGAGCUUGCUCACCUCCACUGCCCUUUCCUGCAAGGGAAGUACUUUUUUAGGGUACCGACUUAAUUCACACAAGGCAAUGGUGAGGUCCAGUAAGUCUAGUGGUGCUCUGUGUAAACCAUUGUGUGCCAUUGGGGUGCGAGGGGAGAACACUGCCACAAUGGCCGCCUUCCCAGCGCACAGGGGUUCCUGGGCAAAUGCCUUGAUGUGGAAUGGUCUCUGUGAAAGUACAAAGUUUGAAAGCCACAGUUUUUGCAGGGGCAAUUUAGGCAGAGAUUUAACAAGAACGAUGGUCUCUUUUGAAGCACGAAGCCAUUAAAGUCCUCCAAGAUGCUAUCAACGAAUUUUCUGGCACCCCGGAAGAGCUGAGAGUUAUGAUUGCUAAUGCAGACCUAGCCCUUGCGCAAGGCGACGUGGAAGCGGCUUUGACGAUGCUCAGGAAUAUAACCCCAGAGCAGACUUACUUUGUUCAAGUCAAAGAGAAAAUGGCAGAGAUCUAUCUGGAGCACAGGAAGGAUAGGAAGCUAUACGCAAGCUGUUACAGGUAAGAGCUUAGUUUGCCAAAAUAAUAAUAAUACUAUGUACCAAGUUCAUUUGGUGCCUGUUUCUUCCUGAAGAAAUAAACCACUUCACUGAAAAGUACUGUGCGUAGAUGUACAUUGAUGUACAAAAAAGCCAUUCAUUUUGAAAUAUUCUUUAAAACAAAAAUACACGUCGGGAAAACAGCUCUGGGUCACCGCUGCAUUGAUCAGAAACAUACACCUGUAUGCCUGCAGUUUUGUUCUCUCUACAGCAGAGGUGAGCAGCCUGUGCCCUUCUCUAUGUAUGUUUGGACUACAACUCCCAUCAUCCGUGGCACUGGGGCUGAUGGGAGCUGGAGCUCGAAAGCAUCCCAAGGGCCACAGGUUCCCCAUCCCUACUCUACAGUUGAAGCUAUCACAGGGCAACUGUGUUUCAGCCUGUAACCCCCCGCAACAAGGAUGUGUCCAUUUGCUUUUGGAAUGGUACGGUUUUGCUUCUUUGGAAAAUGUUGUCAAUAAAAUAUUGUGCCUUUUUAGUACUUACGGUGCCUAGGGAAGGUAUUCAGAGCCCACAGAUAUCUCCUUCUUCCAACCAAAGUGUGUCCCCUUCUACCCCUUGCCUCAAUUUUUUUAAAGUCUUACAGUAAGUAUGCUAGACUCAAUUUUCCAGAUGUUAUGAUUAUCCCAGUUGUUCUCUUGGAGUCCUUUGUUUGAAUGAAGAUGCUCUUCUGAAUCAUUCUUUAGUUAGCUAUGUGUUCUAUGGCACAACUGUUACAGCACUGGUAUCAACAAGAAAGCACGACAGAUAGCAGAUUUCGCUGUCUUCCUUAAAACUAAGAUUUCCAGGAUAACAGUUCGUCUUAAUUUGCUUUCUCUGGAACACCUCCUCUGUCCUUGUUAAAUCGAAACGUCUGAAGACAAAGGAAGCAAACAUUUGCCACCAGUCUAUUAAACAAAAAAAGGGAAAAAAUACCUGGCCAUUGAAAGUUGGCUUACUGCACUAGUAGCAAACAGAUUCAACUAUUGACAUGAUUUAUUUUCUUUCUUCUUAUUUUCAGAGACCUGGUGGAGAAACUUCCAAGUUCUCACACCUUUCUUCUCCUUGGUGAUGCAUAUAUGAAUAUCCAGGAGGUAUAAGCAUUUGUAGCUUUAGGGGUUAUGGUUAGAAGGUUUCAGUUCGGAAGGAGCACCUCUGUUGUGAAAAGUACUGGCUUACACAAGCCCUGACCCCAGCCUUGUAGACAUUUUGUUGUUGUCUUUGGCAUCCAUCUGUCAUGAGAGACAAUGGAGUGCCCCAUCUGGAGGUGAAGUCAAACUGCUGUGUUAGCAGCACUGAAGUGACUUCCCCAGGGCGCAAGCCUGGGUAGUGUGUAUGGAGGUCCUGGGCUGCCCAGAUGACAAGACCCGCCCCCCUCAGCCUUGCCGAUGUGGUCCAAAGAAAAUCAAAACAAUACUUUGGCACCAGCUUGCCAGAAAGAGGCAUACAAGGCACCAUCCAACAGUCUUAGGGACUCCAUUUUGGAUUUGUGUAGGGUUACUCCUUAGCCUUUCUUCUCCUGAAGAUGUCCUGCAAGGCAGUGGGUACGGAUUUUUCCUCUGGGUUUACUCCCGAAGCCUUUCUUACCUGCAAGGUGUGGAAGUUUAGGAUCAAAGUUUUCCUUCUCCUUGAUGGGCUACCUUUCCAAGUUGACAAGCCCCAUCUGCCCCUCACUUCCCUAUAGAGUAGGCAUAGGCAAACUUGGCCCUCCAGAUGUUUUGGGACUACAGUUCCCAUCAUCCCUGACCACUGGUCCUGUUAGCUAGGGAUGAUGGGAGUUGUAGUCCCAAAACAUGUGGAGGGCCGAGUUUGCCUAUGACUGCUGUAGAGCAUGUGUAGAAACUGCCUUCUUGACCAUUGGACCCAUACUUGUUCUCAUCCGCUCAAUAUGUUGGAGCCUGUCUUUGUAUGCAGGGGAAGCCCCUAACUCACUGAGGGUUUGAAACCCAUUGACUACUCUCACCUGGUUUAGCUAGCCAGCUGAAGCCGCUUCCUGGGGUGUGGCUGCUGUCGCAUACUGACAUUGGUAGACAUAUGUAACCAGGAAUUGCAUGCAGUUGACAAAACCAAGCAAGUUACUAGAGGGAAGCCCCUCUCCUCUGUGUCCAACACAGAAAUGCAGUUUUUUGUCUGUUACUUCCUCCUUGCAGGAUAGUAACUUUCACGGGUUUAUUUACAAGGCUGCCUGCCCCUCAAGAGGGAAAAUGGAAAGAGAAUGUACCAAAUGGGAUCACCAUGAGGCUCUUCAGAGUUUUGUUUCCCCACUUGGCUCUGUGCCCUUGCCUUAUCCCAAGACUCCCCACUGGAAUCUUGUCUUCUGAUUAAUAUUAUUUGGUUUGGUUUUGUUGUAUCUCUAUUGAUAUACUAGAUAUAGAUAUAGAUAUAGAUAUAGAUAUACCGUAUUUUUCGCCCCAUAGGACGCACCGCCCUAUAGGACGCACCUAGUUUUUUUUUUAGGGGGGGAAUAAAGAAAAAAAAUUAUUUCCCCCCCAGGCACGGGGCUGGCGCGGGUGAAGCCCGAGCUUCCCCCGACCCCAGCCCCCAGAACAGCCUGCUAUCCGCAAGCCUAGGGAGCCGCGCCGGUCUCCCUAGAGCUGUGCGAAGCCUGGGCGCGCUCUUCAGCGCGCCCGAGGCUUCAGAAUGCAGGCAGCUCUGCGCAAUCCUCCAGAGCCCGGCGCGGCUUGGCGCCGGGCUCCGGAGGGUCGCGCAGAGCUGUGCAGAGCCCGGGAGCACAGGCAGCUCUGUGCGACCCUCCGGAGGCCAGCGCGGCUUGGCGCCGGGCUCCGGCGGGUUGCGCAGAGCUUCCUGAAGCCUGGAGCGAGCGCCUUUCGCUCUCCAGGCUUCAGUGAAAGCCUGUAUUUGCCCCAUAGGACACACACACAUUUCCCCUUCAUUUUUGGAGGGGAAAAAGUGCGUCCUAUAGAGCGAAAAAUACGGUAGAUAUAAAUAGGCCUUGCAAUCAUUCAUGCUUGGGCUUCUCAUGACCUUACUGUUAUUUUUCUUUACCCUAGCCUGAAGAAGCCAUUGUGAUAUAUGAACAGGCUUUGAAGUUGAAUCUAAAGGAUGGAGCAUUGGCUCGCAAAAUUGGGAAUGCCUUGGUCAAGACUCAUAAGUAUACAAAGGUAUGUGAAGACUGGCUUGCAUGCAUCCCGAUACAAUCAUUUCUGUAACAUUUCCAGAAAUACUUAACCUGCCCUCCAGAAGAGCCCAGGAUUGUGGAUGUUGAUGUGCACACACAAAAAUAAUUAGCAGCAUGAAGAAUGUUAAAAUAUUCUGCUCUGAAGUUUCUAGCUCUCUCUUUCCUCCAUCCAGCUCUUCCUUCCCCAAGUUUUUAGUAGCAGCAGCAGUACAAAAGUGAAACGACGCCAGCUAGCCAAGAAGAGGGUGGUUUUUGUGGGUCAAAGCGAAAUGCAGGUUUAAAAAAUAAUAAUUUUUAGGUUAAUAUUGUUUGUAUGAAAACAAACAACAGUAACAAACAACUUGAGGGGGUUAAAGGAAGGAGGGAGAGAGGAAGGAGAAGACUCCUCUCUGAUGCACUGGAAAUCUGUCUGAAAAAUAAAACAAAGAAUAUCCACAUAUGGAUUACACGACGCCCAAAUGCCCCCGUAAGUGUCCAAGUGUUACUGCGUGCCUAUGGUCUUUGGCUUGUUCAUGAAUGGAGAGAGCUGUCAAUGCAUGAUGGAGGACAAUGCCUUAUUUUUCCAGUGUUGCCACUCCCAUUCCCAGUUUCAUUUUCCAUGUAGAAUUUAAACUGUUGGCCUGUGAAGGGCACUGUGGGCUUUGGGGAUGGUCACAGGAUCAGAGAGAAAAGUGCUUCAUAUAAUCAAAAUUAGCCAUCACCCAAAGGCUAUUAAAGUUGCUAAGAAACAGACUCCUUACAGCUUAAAAGAUCCUUGCGGUGAGAGAAAUUGGGAUUGGGGGAUGCAUUGUCAGGCACACAUGCACAUGGUCUGAGGUCUGGGGCUGACAGUGCAGCAAACUCUUAACCCUUAGAUUAAGAAUGUUCAUUGACCUAAUUCAAAGCACAUCGUAUCUUGUUGCAGGUUCCUUCUGCGAUAUUUUAUUUUCAGGUUUGUGUAUGAUUUUUUAAACAUAUGUAUAAUCCAUAUAAAGAAUUAUUGAGCUGUGACCAGAACAAAAUACGGACGUAUCAAAAAGAAAUUUGCCUUUAGUUUUAUAUUUAGCUAUUAAUCUGUGCAAAGUAUUGAUUUACUAGCUAAGAUAGUCUGAAGGCAGCUAAGAUAUUCAAAUGGCAAGCGUAAUUUUCCAUUUGAGUGUCAGGGAAUCUUCUCCUUUCUGACACCUGCAGCUCCUUCAGAAAUGUCAAACAGGAUCUUUCAGAUUAUUUGUUUGUUCAUUUAUUAUUUUAGGCAAUCAAUUAUUAUGAAGCUGCUCUGAAAACUGGGCAGCAGAAUUUCCUUUCUUACGACCUGGCAGAGCUAUUGCUGAAAUUGAACCAGUAUGAAAAAGCAGUAAAAGUCCUUCGGCAAGUUUUGGAUCAUGAGUCUGGUACGUACAUCUUAUUUGCUUCAUAUUUUUUUAAGAAAUAAAGAGAUCACUAUUUGUCAAGACUUUGUAUCAAAUAUAUCUCUAUGUUUCUGCAGUAAAUGAUUUGUCCUCUCUGAUGGAAGAUACGCGUUACCAUGUUCUUCUGGCAAAGGUGUACAGCAAAAUGGACAGGACGGACGAUGCUGUUGUUUCCUUACAACAGGUAAAGAAAUAUUAAAUAUUGGCGUGUUAGGCCUUUGGUAGCAGAAGAGAGAUACUUGGUUACCUGGUAGCGAUAGAGGAGAUCAAGCUUAAAAUGGUCCAGGUCUGAUAUUAUUAUUACAGUGGUACCUCGGGUUACAUACGCUUCAGGUUACAUACGCUUCAGGUUACAGACUCCGCUUACCCAGAAAUAGUGCUUCAGGUUAAGAACUUUGCUUCAGGAUGAGAACAGAAAUUGUGCUCCAGCGAUGCGGCGGUAGCAGGAGGCCCCAUUAGCUAAAGUGGUCUUCAGGUUAAGAACAGUUUCAGGUUAAGUACGCACCUCUGGAACGAAUUAAGUACUUAACCUGAGGUACCACUGUACUUCUUUAUUGCAUUUGUAUCAUACCUUCUCUCCAAGGAAUAAGAUGAUGCACAUGGUCUGCUCCUCUUCAUUUAAACCUCACAAACAACCCUGUGAGGUAGGUUAGAUGUAGAUGCAGUGGCUGGCCCAAGGUCACCCAAUGAGUAGUACCAGCAGAACAAAAAACAUUUUAAUGGUGAUAAUGAAUUAUUCCCCUAUUGCAUGUGUUUGGUGACUUCAACUUUCCCCUCUCUAUUUUACAUUAGUGACGUUAAAACAACUCCUGCCAUCCCUUACAAAAGUCACUUCCUUCCACUUACAGACCUUUGACUGUUCAAUUUGUUAAGGUAUGUCAGGCAACAAAGGACCAGCUGUUUGCUCACACCAGUCAAGCACAAGAGUUAACUUGGCCUCUGAGCUCAGUUGGUGGAGCAUGAGACUCCUGAUCUCAGGGUUGUGGGUUCGAGCCCCACGUUGGGCAAAAGAUUCCUGCAUUGCAGGGGGGUUGGACUGGAUGACAUUUGUGGUCCCUUCCAACUCUACAAUUCUGCGACUCUUAAGUUGCACAUAUCAAGUCAAGGACACAUACAAUACUGAUUUAGAGAAUUGGUCCUUUUUAAAAUGCACAACUUGCUCCAAAUCCACCCUCCCAAAAAACUUCAUCCGAUAUUAUUAUUUCCUAUUGGAAGCCUCUUUUGCUUUUCCACCAGGCUCAGGAAUUGCAGGCCAGAGUAUUGAAGCGGAUUCAGAUAGAGCAGCUGGACGCGGUUCCUGUACAGAAGCAACUAGCAGCUGAAAUUUGUGCAGAGAUAGCAAAGCAUUCAGCGGCCCAGCGGAACUAUGAGAAAGCAAUUAAAUUCUACAAAGAAGCUCUUGUUCAUUGUGAAACGGACAACAAGGUCAGUGAGCACUAAGAGGAACCGUUUCCCCUCCGGCCUUGCUUAAGAGGUGUGGUGGUUGGGAUGCAUGUUGUAAAUAGAAUGAGAAAUUAGCAAAGAGCUUCUAUUUAUAUUUUAAUCCUCAGGUGAUGCUAGAGCUAGCCCGUUUGUACCUUGCACACGAUGAUGUGGAUGCAUGCCAGCGCCAGUGUGCUCUGUUGCUGAAGAGUGAUCCAGAUAAUGCGCCAGCUGCCAUGGUCAGUUAUACACAUGCUCUCUGUAGGAUGACUAUUUAAUGACAUUAUUUUAGGUUUUAAGAAAAACGAUAAAGGGACACCUCUCUUGCAUGAGCAGCUUUUCUCUAUUGAAAUAUGCACUCAGAGCAAUGUACUGAUGGUAAGAACUACAGUGGAACCUCGGUUUUCAAACGUAAUCUGCUCCGGAAGACUGUUCGACUUCCAAAAUAUUCGAAAACCAAAGCAGUUACCUCCGGGUUUUCAGCAUUCGAAAGCCGAAACAUUCAACUUCUGAGAUGCUUGAAAACCGAGUUUCCACUGUAAUGUCAAAAGAGAAUCUAACAAAAUUAUUUAAAAAAAAACUUUUAACAUUUAGUACAAAAAACACCAGCAAUUUGCUAAACUCAAAUGCUGACAGUUGACAGGCAUUAACAAGCAAAAGCUUUUUGAUACAAAUGGUUUUUCCCAAGCCAACUAAAGUUUUAUAUAGAAAGAUUCCAUGGUAAGUCUCCCUUGGCCAGGUGUUUGAGAGCAUAGGAGCCACUACAGAAAUGGCCCUGCUCCUUGGCCUCAUUGCCUGUCCGUAAACGGAGGGGUACAGACUAAAGGUGCACCCAUUAACCUCUGAAAAUGGAGAGAAACCUAUGAGAGAAAGAGGUAUGCAGAAGCAAGGGCUGUCAAACAAUUGCGGAGCCUUAAUGUGGUUCAUAGCAACUCUGCCAUUCUCUACAUAAAUGACAUUUUUAUGGAACUACCUGCCAUGAUCCUGAGUUCUCUUCUGGUCAGCCACUGCUAGUUCAGAUCCUAUUAGCAUAUACCAUGAAUUUAUACAGUCACUUAUUACAUGGAAUCAUGUUUGCCAUCUUAAUGCCCGUUCACCCAACUUGGGGAGUUCCUUUUUGUGCUCUUCAUAAUCCCUUUUUGUAUUUGCUACCCUGAACCAUUUGGCAUCAUCAGCAAACUUGGCCAUCCCACAGCUCACCCCGACUCCGGAUCACUUACGAACAAAAUAAAAUUUAAAAAAUCACUGCUCCCAAUGCAGAUCCCACGGAACCACUGAAGCUGGUUGAUUUUUGUUCUUUAACAGCUGUGGGUGUGGCCCCUGGGCAUUUGGUGUGUGAAGAAGAGUUUAGCCUCUAGCCCAUUUGAGUUUCGCACUUCGGUAUAGGCUGAUUUUGCAGGAUAAAAUUGCUGCGGAGAAGGUUUUGUGUUGCUUUCUGUUUCCUUAGCAUCUCUGCUUUGUGCUUGUAGAUGAUGGCUGACCUCAUGUUCAGGAAACAAGACUAUGAACAAGCGGUGUUUCAUUUCCAGCAGCUUUUGGAACGCAGCCCAGGUGAGCAUUAGAUCUUUUCAUGGCUCCCUUUUAACAAAUCUUUAUGCUAAAGCUACACGUUGAUGGCAGAGCAAUGCAGGCUCCCUUUCCACCCUGCUAGAAGAGUGGGUGGAUUCCGUCAGCUGCCUGCAGAGUGUGACACCAGCAUCUCUCUGUUGGCACAGAGGGGUCCCCCUUCUGCCUAUCAAACAUAGUUCUGGUUUUUCUUAACAUUCUUAGAUUUUUAUGCUUCUUUCUUGUGUUUCAUUUUCACAAUGUGCUUGCUUUCUGUAAUGCCCGGAAUGCUUACAUUAACAGAUAAUUAUGCAACGCUAUCACGUUUAAUUGACCUGUUAAGAAGAGCUGGAAAGCUAGAAGAAGUUCCAAGAUUUAUUGCCAUGGCUGAGAAACAUUCCCCCAGGACAAAACUGGACCCAGGUUUUCACUAUUGCAAAGGAUUGUAUCUUUGGUAGGUGUGGCUAGAAAAUCACUAGUAUAGUGUCAGUGAGAAAGGGUUGGUUUUCUUUGCUUUCAUGACACGCCAGCCAAGCAAAUUCAAAUAGUGUUAAUGUCUGGUUCUUUCAGUUUACUUGUUUUCUUUGUCCUUCCUACCUUUACAACAGUGAUGGGAGAAUUUCCACUCUGCAGGAUUAAUGAUAGUUUGGCCCAAACAAAGUCCCACCUAUCUAUCUGCUGACAUCUUAUGAUGUCACACACAGGACAGGUAAACUUGUGGGGUCAAACUUAAAUGGAAGAUUCAAGAGUGCACUUAGAGGGUGAUCCCAGUUCUCCUUUUUUCUGCUGCUGGUCCUAUUCAGGGUCUUUUGAAUUUGCCGCCUUUUCCCUAUGGCCCUGUAAAUGUGCCAAAGUCAAAAAACAAAUUACAGCUUGAAAAUUCUUCCUUUUGAAAUUGAGUCACUUGGUGUCAUGUGAUGACAAGUGGUUGACAGGUGGUGGCUCUUGGGGCACGGGAGUUUUGGAUCCUGCCCACCAGCCAGAUCCACUUCUCUACUCCUGCUUUGCAACUCCUUGGCUCUCUGCUCCCUCAUUUCUUUCUCUUUGGACUCUUCCUUUCCAAAUACAGCUGCCUGCCAGCAUCAUUUUCCCAGUUUCCUUGUGUUUCAAUUCAUGCAAGUGUGAUUUCCUGUUUAGGUACACAGGCGAACCAAAUGAUGCACUUCGACAUUUUAACAAAGCGAGGAAAGACAAUGACUGGGGACAAAACGCUGUUUAUAAUAUGAUUGAAAUCUGCUUGAACCCUGACAAUGAAACAGUGGGAGGUGAAGUGUUUGAACACCUGGACGGUGACGCAAAGUGAGUGGCAAUGAGAUUUUUAGAACUCCUAGUAUUUUAGUGCAGUGUUUUGUUUUGGUGUGUCUUGGCUGGCACAUGGAAGAGUCUCUACAAAUUCUUUUUGGGUGCCAGCAGUGAGUGACGGGUUGAAUUCAAGCGGGGAAAUGAUGGGAACCAGAUUUUAUUUUAUUUUUUACUGAUUUCUAUAAAAAUGCAUCAUGGAUAAAAGUUGAUGACAGAUAUAUAAUUAAAGGCUCCUAAAGGCUAAACUUGCGUGAUAUUGUCAGCCGGCUUUCUAGGGCUCAUUCUAGCUAUUUUCAAAAUCCCGAUUGAGUAAUGGAAAGCAGAGUUUCUGAUACACAAGAACUGAUGCUGUUUCUUUUAUGCAUGUAUGUAUGAAGUAGCUCAACAGAGAAACAAGAGUCUGUGCAGCUGGCUGUGAGAACAGCAGAGAAGCUCUUAAAAGAACUGAAGCCCCAGACAGCUCAAGGCCAUGUGCAGCUCCGCAUCAUGGAAAAUUACUGCCUUGUGGCAACCAAACAAAAAUCAAAUGUUGAGCGAGCGCUAAACGCCUUUACAGAAAUUGUGGUUGAUGAGGUGGGUUGUUUAUAGUGUCUGUUCAGUUGAACACAGGUGUAUUAUACACAUGUAGGAACCUCAUACCUACAAAUAAAUGUAUUCCAUGCACUGCCCAUUGCUUUAAUAGUAGAUUAUAUUUGUCAUACGUGUGUCAUACAUGUGUAGGAAAACCUUAAACAUGUUGCAGAGUUCAGCAGAGUUCCAAAAAAUAGACCAGAGGCAAUAGUACUUCAUUCCGCAGAGCUUUACUUCUGCUGAAGGCAAAUGUAGUGUAAUGGUUAUCAAAUCCAAUACAAUCAGGACAUGCAUACAGAGUUGCAGCACUUACAAACCUAACUCAUAAUAAGACUGAACCUGAACACUAUACAGAAACAGAAACACCACACCAGAAGGGAGAGAGAUAGAAAGAGAAAAGUAAAACUCAGGGUUCUUCUGGCCUAUAUUUAUAGUCAGCAUGACCUUAAUUGGAAGAGAUAAGAGAACUAUUUCAAAGCAGCUUCCCAGAAGUUAUAACCCAAACAAUCAUUAACCCUUCUGCCUUUCCUUCUCUCACACAGAGAGUAGCCUCCUGUAUUAAUCCAAAUGGAAAAGAAUCUUUACACACGAGAUCAAUACUUUCUGCACUAAGAAAUGCAAACUGACAAUAUUAAAUAUCAUUUUUCAGAGUGUAGUUGUACUAGGUAAAAAAUGAUUCUUUUCAGAGGUGUUUGUAACAGAAUAAUAAACAUUAGUAAGGAAUGCUGGGAAUCUCCACCCCACCCCCCAAGUUUGCAAGUUUCUUACUGCCACUGUUUUUCUUUCAUGCAAGAUAUCCGCUUGUGUUAAGUUUUAUUGAAUUAAUCACAUUGUGGCUUUAGAAAGGCAUUUUUGGGGUUGUGAUUAUUAUUUUUUUUCAACCAGCCCAAGUGCUAACCUAGAAUAACCAGCCGCUGUCAGUGCAAGCACUGUCCUUUUGAGAAUGCUGACAUUUAUACUGGGUUCUCUGUCUUCUGAGUUGCAUCAUAUUGGUCUUUUUUGCAGAAAGAUCACAUCCCAGCACUUUUGGGAAUGGCCACGGCUUACAUGAUCUUAAAACAAACCCAGCGAGCCAGAAACCAGUUGAAGCGCAUUUCAAAGAUGAACUGGAAUCCCGUUGACGCAGAAGAGUUUGAAAAAAGUUGGCUUCUCCUCGCCGACAUUUUCAUUCAGUCUUCAAAAUACGAUAUGGCUAGUGACCUGUUAAAACGGUGCCUUCGUCACAACAGGGUAACGGACAGGCCAGAAGUAAUGCUGUAUCUGUUCUGUUCAUGUUUUCCUACCCCUGGAGUCUUUUAAUUAAUGAAACUAAUUUUAUGGAAAGCAGGCAAAAUGAGGCCGGCAUUCCUUGAACUGGCUGACAGUGGUGAGGGCAGUGAUUUAUGACCUUCUGUGCGGUGCCAUUGAGGGCCAACAGCACUUCAGCUUACAAUUCAGUGGGUCAACAGGCUCUGCAAUUUUAAGACUUGCUGACAGAGAUUUCUCUCUUUUUUUAAUUCUUUUUUAGUCUUGUUGCAAAGCUUAUGAAUAUAUGGGAUACAUAAUGGAGAAAGAACAAGCAUAUAAGGAUGCAGCUGCAAACUACGAGAUGGCCUGGAAAUAUGGAAACCAAACAAAUCCAACAAUUGGUAGGUUCACCCUUAGCAACUUCAUUUCAUUUUCACUUCACUUUUAAUUCAUAUAACGCCUUUCUAUACUACUAUACACAAGGCGGCUGACAAGCUGGACAAACAACAAAAUAGACAGCAAAGAUCACACAUGUAAUCGAAAUUGAAAACCGAGGUGAUUCUCUGCAGCCAAGACUGGGGAGAUCCACUCCAGCUCUCUGGCCAAACUCUCUGUGGUUAGUAGGUUUUUAAAUUUAUUAUUAAUUAUUAUUACAUAUUUAUUAAAUGCCUAUGCCACUCUUCCUGCUAAAGGAACCUUGUUCAAAAAAAGGGGCUGCAGCAGGUAUCCACAAGCUCUCAGCUCCCCUUGUAAAAUCCUAGGAUUACAUGAAAAGAGAAUGCUACUUUUGCAUUAACCUCUGACUUACCAUUUUUUACAGGUUUCAAGUUGGCAUUUAAUUACCUGAAAGCCAAGAGAUACAUUGAUGCAAUCAAUGUUUGUCAUAAGGUAAACUUUUUUUACAAACAUGUUUCUUUGCUUGUGGGUUCUAUGAAAAGGGGAAAACACUGUAGUAUAGUUCUCGUUAAUGACAGUAUUGACGUCUGCUGCAGUGAAAUAGCUUUAGAUAUCUAACAGUAGAAUAGUCAACUACUUGUUUUAGUUUACAGUGAGACUUUAUGUGUCUACAUGUUGUAAACCGCCCUGAGACUUGCAGGUAUAGGGAGAUAUACAAAUUUAAUAAAUAACAAUAAUAAAGUAAUAACUUUACUGCUUACUAUGAAUAUAUUUUCUUUCAACAGGUUUUAGAACAGCAUCCAAACUACCCCAAGAUCAGAAAGGAAAUACUUGAUAAGGCACGCGUAGCAUUAAGAACUUGAAUAAUAUUGUAUGUAUUUAUCUUAAAUGGGGGGGGGGGCAAACAGAGAAAGGUCUGUAAAACUAUCUGUGUAGUUUGUGAUGCUACAUGCUCAGUUAGUUCCCAUUGAAAAAAAGUGGAGAGUACUUUUUUAGCACAUAGAGAGUUCAGCAAAUUUAAAAGAUAAUCAGUGUCUGUUACUACCCACCUGUAGGUAUUGGCUACAGUCCAAAUAAAUCACUUUGGUGUAAGGGAACAACAGCCACAGCUGGAACGUCCUUUGAAAGUUGCUCUGUGACAGAGAGAGUUCCCAGCUGCACCCUCCUUCGCUGGCCUUCAAACAUCACCCUCGUAAAGGUGAUUUAUUUGGAGUACGGCCAUGCUUUUGAAAUGGUGUAUAAUCGGGGUCCUCAAAGGCAGCGGGGGGAAAGACUGCGAGAAUGCUUUAUUUGUGUCUCACACGUCUAACUGUUUUAUUUUUGCAAAACGUUUUCCCAGAUGGAAUCCUAGAUCAAGUAGACCAAAACUCGAAAAAAUCCCUUCCCCUACCCCAGUUUAUUUUACCAAUGACCAAUUUAUUUUGCUAUUAUAUACUACAGAAAUCAUUACAUAAUUGCGCAAGGUGCCAGUAGUUCCCUAAGGAUAUAUUUACUGAUUACAUACGCAACUUGCCAUUCUUUCGAGAUGUUCAGCCUCAACCAUUUGGCAAGGUGGGUUAAGCUGAAACGAUGUCCCAUCCCCAUAGGCUAUCCUACUGAAUGGGAGGAAUUUGAAUUUCAUUCUACCACAUUUAUUUAUUAGCUAACGGUAUUUGCAUGCUACUCUGCAAUUAUUAUUAUUUUAUAAUUCAUUAAAAUGAUUUUAAAAUACAAUAUAAAAGAAUUAAAAAUACAAGUUACAACAAAGCACCUCUUGGCAGAUAGAGAAAGCAGUAAAAUCAGGGACAGACCAAUUUAAAAACAUUAGCAAACCAGGGUUCUCACAGUUUGAAACACUUUGAUUGAAGAUCUAGUUGUCCUCCAUGCUUAAAGCUCCAAAGUAGUAGUAUUACUAGAACUUCUAGUAGAAAUGACAACGUAUUUUACUUCAUUUGUAUAAUUCAUUAUUUGGAUUAUUGUGUAAAACUGUCUUUCAUCAAGUGAUUAUUGUCUAUGUAGCCUCAAAGAAUUCCCAUGGCUUUUUCUGAGAGGCUUGUUUCAGUUCCUGCAAUAUAGCAUGUAGGCCAUAAUUCAAGUGGACAGAGAUAUGCCUCACCUUUUGUAAACACUAUAUUUACAUAUGCUUUUAUCAUAUGAUUUGCAUUGUUUUAUGAAUUUUGGUAUUUUUCAUGUAAACUGUACUGAAUUACUAAUUCGAAAAGAAUGUAUAAAUGUCUUACAUAAAAUAAAUAUAUUUCUUC
Messenger RNA from Podarcis lilfordi (Lilford's wall lizard), 33774 nucleotides. The record is from the annotation of a GenBank genome assembly. NCBI's taxonomy places the organism in Eukaryota, Metazoa, Chordata, Lepidosauria, Squamata, Lacertidae.